AUGACCGGGAAAACUGCACCUCCCGCCCCGGCCCCGGCUCCAGCAGAGCCAAAGAAAGAGCCAGAACCAGAGAAGGAACCAGCACCAGCUCCAGCUGCUGAAGAACCUCCAGCCCCUGAGCAUCCCCCAGCUGCAGACCAGCCCUCAGCCCCCACGGAUGGAGCCACUCCUGUCCCCGCAGCAGAAGGGACUCCAACCUCUCAAGAAGCUCCUCCAGCUCCUCCAGCUGAACCCCAAGCUCCAGCUCCUGAACCUGAGAAACCCAAGGCAGAGCCACCCAGCUCCCCCUUGGCCUUGGCUGUGGAAGAAGUGAGUGAAAACUCAGUGACACUGACCUGGAAAACUCCGGAGCAGACGGGCCGGGAGGGCCUGGAUGGAUACGUGGUGGAGAUCUGCAAGGAUGGAAGUACGGACUGGGCAGCUGUGAACCAGGAGCCUUUUCUUUCCACCCGGUACACGAUCCAGGAGCUCAGCUCAGGUGAGAAGAUCCAUGUCCGAGUGAAGGCUGUCAGUGCCAGUGGUGCCAGUGUCCCAGCUACUUUGGAGCAGCCUGUCACCAUCAGAGAGAUCCUCCAGCUUCCCAAGAUCCGCAUGCCCCGUCACCUGCGGGAGACUUAUUUCAGGCAUGUUGGAGAUGCUGUGAACAUUAUGAUCCCUUUCCAGGGAAAGCCAGAGCCAGAGGUGACCUGGACCAAGGGUGGGCAGCCCCUGGACCCCGACCGGGUCAGCACCCGCACCACGGGGAGGGACACCAUCUUCUUCAUCCGCACGGCCCAGCGCGGCGACUCGGGCAGGUACGAGCUCACCCUGAGGAUAAAUGGAGCAGAGGACAAAGCCAUCCUGGACAUCCAAGUCAUUGAGCCACCGGGUCCCCCCCAGAACCUGAAGCUGGUGGAUGUGUGGGCUUUUAAUGUGGCCUUGGAGUGGACACCCCCGGCGGACAACGGGAACUCCGAGAUCAAGGGCUACCUAGUGCAGAAGUCAGACAAGAAGAGUGGGAAGUGGUUCACGGUCCUGGAGCGCUGCACCCGCACCAGCUGCACCAUCUCUGACCUCAUCAUGGGCAACUCCUACUCAUUCCGGGUCUUCUCCGAGAACGCCUGCGGGCUGAGCGGGAAGGCAGCUGUCACCUCUGAGGUGGCCCACAUCAAGAAGACAAAAACUUCUUAUCAGGCAGAGAAGAUCCCCCAACAGGACAUGAUGGAGCCUCCAAAGUUCACCCAACCCUUGACAGACCGAACCACCACCCGGGGCUACAACACACAUCUCUUCUGCUCCGUCCGGGGCUUCCCCCAGCCCAAAAUCAUCUGGAUGAAGAAUCAGAUGGAGAUACGGGAAGAUCCCAAAUACAUCGCCAUGACUGAGCAGGGCAUCUGCUCCCUGGAAAUCCGCAAGCCCAACCCUUUUGAUGGGGGCAUCUACACCUGCAAAGCUGUGAACCCCUUGGGGGAAGCCUCAGUAGACUGCAGACUUGAUGUGAAAGUGCCCCAGUGA
This is a messenger RNA of Chaetura pelagica (chimney swift), 1494 nucleotides long. It is a transcript of the gene MYBPH, whose product is annotated as myosin binding protein H. The record is from RefSeq and is a predicted model, not a curated record. The coding region runs from base 1 to 1494 and encodes 497 amino acids. The transcript is spliced from 10 exons. Gene Ontology annotation, molecular function: protein binding. NCBI's taxonomy places the organism in Eukaryota, Metazoa, Chordata, Aves, Apodiformes, Apodidae.